CGCUGCUGCGCUCACAGUGAAGCCUGUGACUUAUUCUGAAGAACACUAAUUUCACAUGCUGUGGCUUGGACCUCAUGUUAGUGCUGGGAAUACUGCUACACCUGGUUUGUGUAUAACGGAGUCUGCAGGUGAAAUAACCCGAAGGGAGAUUUUUGAGCUGGACGUCAGAUCAAGAUUCCCCAGCAAAGCAUCAAGAUAGAAAUCAAGAAAAACAGCAAGAUUCCUAACAAAAGCCUGAGAUAUCCUGCAUGUGAACUUCACUCAGAGAUGGAGAAAGAUAAGAACAACAGACCAGGAGAGGAAGAAGAGCAGUUAUAUUCAAAGAUGGAGUGAUGGUAGACAGCAGAGUAUGUGAACUUCAAUGUAAACGAGGCCAGACUCCAUUAUUCCUGCUGUGAUGGAGAACCCCAUCCUGCUGCCGCUCGCCCUGGCCUUGCUGGGUUUUCUGUGCCCAUGUGUGACAAGACUGACUCCCAGAGUCUCCUUCCCCAUGGAUAGUCCUGGGAGACGUCUCAUCCGCUUCAACAGCCACUAUGUCAGCAAUACCACCACGCUGCUGCUCAGUGAAGAUGGGGACAUAUUAUAUGUUGGAGCCCGGGACUCUGUGUUAGCACUGAACGUUAGCCACAAGGACAGCAUCAUACUGAGGAACAAGCUGGACUGGAGUCCUUCACAUGAAGACCUUGAGCAGUGCUCCAUGAAGGGAAAGAAAAUGGCUGACUGUCCCAAUUUCAUACGUGUACUGCAGUUCCUGAACACCACCCACAUCUAUGCCUGUGGAACGUUCGCCUUCAGUCCACGCUGCACCUACAUCAACACUGACACAUUAACAAUGAGCCUCAAGCCUGAUGAAGGGAGAGGUCGAUGCCCCUAUGACCCUUAUCAACGCAAUACGGCUAUUGUUGUAGAUGGAGAGCUUUAUACUGGCACUGUGGCAGACUACAGGGGGAAUCGGCCAGUCAUCUCAAGGCACCUCAGCGAGGGCAAGCGUGUCGACCUGAAGCUGGAUGAUACAUUGGGAUGGUUGGAGGAUCCAACUUUCAUCAGUUCCACAUUUAUUCCAGAUGAAGAGAAAAUUUAUUUCUUCUUCACUGAAGUGGGCAGAGAGUAUGACUUCAUCGACAAGUUUAUCGUUUCCCGCGUCUCUCAGAUCUGCAUGAGUGAUGUGGGAGGUCAGCGGACCCUGCAGCGACGCUGGACCACGUUUGCAAAAGCUCAGCUGCUUUGCCAAGCUGACCAUGAGCUGCCCUAUAAUGUGCUCCAGGACAUAGACACCCUCCUGCCUGCAGAGGGCGCUCCUGUGGAUGACAUACUCUUUUAUGGCAUAUUCACCUCUCAGUGGUCUGUCAACUCUGGGCGGUCAGCAGUGUGUUCCUUCCGCCUCACUGACAUCAAAUCGGUCUUUUCUGGUAACUACAAAGUCCUGAACCGGGACACAUUACAGUGGAGUGCACGGGUUCAAGAGAAGGUCGCAAAUCCAGGCGAGUGUGGCCUGCACAACGCUUCAGACAAUGCCCUGCGCUUUGUCAAAGAGAACUUCCUGGCAGAUGACAGUGUGCGACCAGUUGGAAGAAACCUUACCAUGGUGUCUGCUGAAAACACCUACAGCCACCUGACUGUCCAGAGGGUCCAGGCAGCCAACGGCAAACACUACACUGUCCUGUUUCUCCUUACAGAGUCUGGUUACUUGCAUAAAGCAGUGCUGCUACUCAGAGGGGCCCAUAUCAUUGAGGAGAUUCAGGUCUUUGAGCAGCCUCAGCCUGUCAAGAGCCUGAAGCUCUCCAUACCCAAGGGAAUGAUUUAUAUCGGCACAUCGGAGGGCGUCGUGAAGGUCCCGACAGCUAACUGUUCUUUUUACUGGACCUGUGCUCAGUGUGUUCUGGCCCGAGAUCCCUUCUGUGGUUGGGAUACUGCCAGUAGGGUCUGUGUGAUGGUCUCUACAACAAACACUAACCUAGGCCAGGACAUAGAAAGAGGAAACGCUGAAGAAGCAUGCAGCAGUGUUUCAUUAAAUCAUAAGAGCAGAUUUGGUCCAAACAAACUGCCUGCAGCCUCAUGUCCUCCAGGCGAGCUGGUGUCUGUGUCUCUGAACGAAGUAGUGCGGCUGCAGUGUCCUGCAGCAUCAAGACUGUCUCAGCAGCUCUGGGAGCGUCCCAACAGUCGGCUGUCCUCAGACUUGUAUCUGAACUUGGAGGAUGGGAGUCUGAGCUUUGUGGCCACCCCUGCCACUCUGGGCCACUACCUCUGCCUGUCCACUGAAAAUGGCUACCAACAGACUAUGGCCAUCUAUCAUGUCAAGCAGAAGACCAGCCCUCUGUCUCAAACUCCAACCAGCUACACCCAGCCUCGGACAAAUGCGAUACCCACAACACAAUCUAUGGUCAAGCCGGGAUCUGGACUCCACAUAUCUGUAGGAACUUGGCCUGAAAGAACAGAAACGCACCAAGGAGAGUCUAAGACAACGCCAUCCAACAGGAACACUCAAGUCACCACCAGACAGCUGGGCAAAAACCUGACCUUAUGGACAAAGGAGCCUCGACAGAGAGAAUUAGAGCUCCGGGAUGGGGAAGCGCUGCUGGCCGCCCAAGCCCCAUGCUAUUUAAAGGAGCUGGUAAUUGUGUCACUUUUGCUAGUGCUGUCCCUCAGUUUGUUAAUCACCAUAUUUCUGUUUGUCAUCACACAGCGCUGCAACAACAGAACAGCCCCACAAGCAGCAACCGUAACCACUGACUCUGACAGAAGGACCCCUGUAGAGCAGGAGGCCCGAAGGGCAAAUGCGUUUCUGAGCAAAAGGAAUGAACAAGGACAGCAAAGUGGACAUGGCAGCGAGUUAGUUUGUAACGCUGCACUUUCAGGUUCUAAUGGACAUUUGCCUAACACCCCCAUCUAAACAGUUACAGUGUUACAGAUGAAAAAAGACACAUGGCACUCAAAGACUCCUGAUCUAUGGGAAGUCUUUGGCAACAGGAGGAAAAAGUUUUUUAAAACUUUAUUUGAAGGGCGAAGAAGUAACCCAAACCAUUUUAAAGUGGUUUUCAUGGGAUUUGACUUAUUAUUCUAUACAUGCAGUUUUAAUGUCCUGGUGUACAUUGAAAUUACAGCUCAGUUUAGGUCACAAAUAAGUGCCCAUAUGCAACUGAAAGUGGCUGCUGAGUUCUUCUUGAAGGGCUGUUAUGAGAUCGGCGAUAUUACCGUGGUAACAGUUAAUGACGAGGUUUAAAUACUGAGGAUGGCCAUCCUAAUCGGUAAGAUCUGGAUGUGAUCUUACUAAUAAAUCAAAGAACUGUGCGUGGGAUCACUUUUCUCAACAGCCAUUUACUGGCAGCAUUUAUGAGUAUUGUUGUGGUGGAAUAAGGGGCGUGGGAAAAUGAAUGUCUCACAAAUAUAAAGCUUCAACUGUUACACCUAAGUGCCAGACCCUUACUCGAACCCUCAAACAGGCCUUUGAAGGGUUGUGAAAAAUGUCUUCCACAGUGUCAGUGCUGUGAUCUCAAACAGCCGGACAACAAGACGGAACAAGAAACAGCAUGAUUGUAAAAUUACACAGAUGUGCCUGUUCUGCAUAGCUACAUUUGGAACAGGCACAAUUGCUGUAUAACCGUGUGUGUUGUAACUGCCCAGUCUUUUUCACAGCUUGAACUGGUGUAUUGAUGGAGAUCAAACAUUUGUCACACUUGGUACUGGACCCGCUGAGGUCCCAGUUCUGAUAACUGACUUGUCUGUAACACUUUCACUACUGAUUGCCUGAAGCUGACACGCUUUUGUGUGGAAAUAACUGGAAUAAAGUUUGCACACGAUUCUAAAAAGACUGAUUUAGCAGCUGUUUCUGGUAGCCUUAGUUUUGGUGGUCAGUAAUUGUAUUCUCCUAAAUGUCUUCGUUUCCAAACUGUAACAUUUAGGUAUUUGUAAGUAGUGAUGACAAAAACCUGGUUAAAAUCUCUCUGAACUGAACACUGAUCCAGUGAAAAGCAUAACUGUUGAUUAGCUUUAACGUAUUGGUCCUGAAUAUUCUGGUUGUUUUUUAUGUUCUGGUUGGUCGUCAUGUUAUAGCUGGUUAUGUUCUGACUAUUCUGUGUUCUCUCUUGAUAGUUUCAUUUGGUAAAAGGUACAGUUCUGUCCAAUGCAGCUGCUUCUUUCAAUAUUUUUAUAGAUUAGUCAAAUGCAACACCAGUAACUGCCACAGUUGGCCAGUUGUUUGCACCUUUUUAGAACAAAAAAUCAUUCAUUUCCAUAUGAUCAAAAUGUGUAAUGAUCAGAAAAUGUAUGCAAAGACGUGUGUGCGUGUGUGUGUGUGUGUGUGUGUGUGUGUGUGUGUGUGUGUGUGUGUGUGUGUGUGUGCGCGCGUGUGCGUGCGUGCGUGCGCGCGUGUGCGUUCACAUAACUUUGUAGCAUAUGGUCAGGGUGAGUCAGCCAAGUUUCUUUUCUUGUGUGACAAAACAAACGUGAAUGUGCCUUUGCUACAUGUUAUGUGACAAUCCUGUGGAGCUGUUUGUACUUCUCACCAUUUGGACACGUCAAUAAAAAAUCAUCCACAACUGCAAUAAAGACUCAACAUAUUGAUAUUCACUUCAAUAAACGGGUUUCUGAAAUGUUACAAAAUAUAUAAAAAACCAUCACAUUUCUUUUUAUGUCUUCUCAGUUUUUUAAUGACUUGGAAAUCCACCUGCUCUGCCAUCAUUCAAGUCAUCUCAGUCAUCCUAGGACGCUUUUUUACAGCACUCAAUGAACUUCUGUUAAAACCUAAGUAAACUACACAAUUCACUAAUAAAACCACCUUUCGCAGCA
Messenger RNA from Pelmatolapia mariae (spotted tilapia), 4785 nucleotides. RefSeq names its product sema domain, immunoglobulin domain (Ig), transmembrane domain (TM) and short cytoplasmic domain, (semaphorin) 4Ab (gene sema4ab). Gene Ontology annotation, molecular function: semaphorin receptor binding; chemorepellent activity. Gene Ontology annotation, cellular component: plasma membrane. The coding region runs from base 398 to 2890 and encodes 830 amino acids. Gene Ontology annotation, biological process: positive regulation of cell migration; neural crest cell migration; semaphorin-plexin signaling pathway. The record is from RefSeq and is a predicted model, not a curated record. NCBI's taxonomy places the organism in Eukaryota, Metazoa, Chordata, Actinopteri, Cichliformes, Cichlidae. The transcript has 17 exons.